Erigeron canadensis is the source of this 1891-nucleotide messenger RNA. RefSeq names its product citrate synthase, mitochondrial-like. The coding region runs from base 107 to 1525 and encodes 472 amino acids. Lineage: Eukaryota; Viridiplantae; Streptophyta; Magnoliopsida; Asterales; Asteraceae. The record is from RefSeq and is a predicted model, not a curated record. Gene Ontology annotation, cellular component: mitochondrial matrix. Gene Ontology annotation, biological process: citrate metabolic process; carbohydrate metabolic process; tricarboxylic acid cycle. The transcript is spliced from 19 exons.
CUAACCAUUAUUAUUCAUUAUUUAUUAUUAUUAUUCCGACUCUCUCAUACGCAGCUUCUCUUCUUCUGUGUGUUUCAAAAAUUGAAGUAACCUUUGAUCCUUACCGAUGGUGCUCUACAGAAGUGUUUCACUGCUUUCUAAGCUUAAGAAUACUCGCGCUGUUCGACAGCCUAAUCUUGCCAAUUCAGUGAGGUGGCUUCAAAUUCAGACCUCCUCUGACCUUGACAUCCGAUCACACCUUAAGGAAUUGAUUCCAGAACAGCAGGAGCGCCUAAAAAAGAUCAAGUCAGAAUAUGGAAAAGUUCAGUUGGGUAACAUUACCGUUGAUAUGGUUCUUGGUGGGAUGAGAGGAAUGACAGGUUUGCUGUGGGAAACAUCUCUACUCGACCCAGAUGAGGGAAUCCGCUUUCGAGGUCUCUCCAUUCCUGAAUGUCAGAAGGUAUUACCAGCAGCAAAGUCUGGCGGAGAGCCGUUACCCGAGGGUCUUCUCUGGCUUCUUUUGACUGGGAAGGUGCCCACUAAAGAACAAGUAGAUGCUUUGUCAGCAGAGUUGCGCAGUCGUGCCACUAUCCCAGAUCAUGUGUAUAAAGCCAUCGACGCCUUACCUAUAACAGCUCAUCCAAUGACUCAGUUUACAACUGGUGUGCUGGCUCUACAGGUACAAAGUGAAUUCUCAAAAGCAUAUGAGAACGGAAUUCAUAAAUCCAAAUACUGGGAACCGACAUUUGAGGACUCACUUUCAUUGAUCGCUCAACUACCAGCUGUAGCUGCAUAUGUUUAUCGUAGGAUGUAUAAAAAUGGAGAAAUUAUACCAGUGGAUGACUCAUUAGAUUAUGGUGCGAAUUUCGCCCACAUGCUUGGAUUUAAUAGUCCUGAUAUGCAAGAACUUAUGAGGCUAUAUGUCACUAUCCAUAGUGAUCAUGAAGGUGGAAAUGUCAGUGCUCAUACCGGUCAUCUCGUCGCUAGUGCCCUUUCAGAUCCAUACCUCUCAUUUGCUGCAGCAUUAAAUGGUUUAGCUGGACCCCUCCAUGGUUUGGCUAAUCAGGAAGUGCUACUUUGGAUCAAGUCUGUGGUAGAUGAAUGUGGGGAGAACAUAAGCAAGGAUCAACUGAAAGACUAUGUUUGGAAAACCCUGAAUAGUGGGAAGGUUGUUCCGGGAUUUGGGCAUGGAGUUUUGCGUAAAACGGAUCCCAGAUACAUGUGUCAAAGAGAGUUUGCAUUAAAGCAUUUACCCGAUGAUCCUCUAUUUCAGCUGGUUUCAAAGCUUUAUGACGUGGUGCCUCCAAUACUAACUGAACUCGGCAAGGUGAAAAACCCUUGGCCCAAUGUGGAUGCUCACAGUGGGGUUUUGCUUAACUAUUAUGGCUUAACCGAAGCAAGAUAUUACACUGUUCUUUUUGGUGUAUCGAGGGCCAUUGGAAUCUGCUCUCAGCUCAUAUGGGAUAGAGCUCUUGGAUUGCCAUUGGAGAGGCCAAAGAGUGUUACGAUGGAAUGGCUUGAAAAUCACUGCAAGAAAUCUGCCUAAUUUUGCAUACCAAAAGUAAAGAAUUUACAUCUCUUUUGCAAAUAAUAAUAGCUCCUCAGCCUUUCAAGGCAUCUUUCUGCAGUCAGCACGAGGUGGUAAAUGGCGUUUGAGUAGGGGUAGUUGCUUAGAUCAACUAUGAGGACUGUUUUUACCCGAUGAGCUUUGUUGAUAGUACAAAAAGUCUAUAGCUCGGAUGAUCCCUUAUACUUUAAAAAGCGUCAUAUAUGUUGCUUGAGAUUAUAGUGUUUAUUUUUUUUUGUGUUGAUAUUUUGAAUUUUAUGCACGUUAAAAUAUUACCAAUUUUCAUGAGCAAAUCCAAUUCAACGAAAUAAUAAUUUGAUCUAAAUCAAAGAUCAUUGUGGCAAA